This is a messenger RNA of Danio aesculapii, 1045 nucleotides long. RefSeq names its product methyltransferase like 26 (gene mettl26). The record is from RefSeq and is a predicted model, not a curated record. Bases 235 to 942 code for a protein of 235 amino acids. NCBI's taxonomy places the organism in Eukaryota, Metazoa, Chordata, Actinopteri, Cypriniformes, Danionidae. The transcript has 7 exons.
GAAGCGGUGCAUUGUGGGAUGUGGAGCUCUAUACAUUAAUGCCGUUCUUCUAAACAGAAUUUACACGGCUAAACGGACUGAAUGAAGAACAACAAUACAAUUACAUGUAUUUAAAUUAUAUUUCUGCAACAUGUGUCGCUUUCAUCCAUUUUGAAUUCAAUGAGCAUCUUCUUCUCAUGUGACCUGAUGUGAGCUGCCAUCAUUUUUUACACCUACAGUAGGCUACAUGACUGCAUGAAUCUGUCUGGACGUUUUCACUAUCCUGGAACUGCUUUAUACCGCCGAACUUCUUUUAAAGGAACUUGUCGUUGGACGUGCAAAAUGCUGAACGCUGCAGCAGCCGACAGGAACAAGGACCCGAUCCUUUCUGUGUUGAAAAGCAGGGUGACAUCCGACAGACGUCUGUUCGCUUUGGAAAUAUCCUCUGGCACAGGACAGCAUGUCGUUCACUUCGCCAAAGCAUUCCCGAACAUUAUAUGGCAACCAUCUGAAGUUGAGACUCAGUCGAUAUCGAGUAUUGAGGCAUACAGACAGUAUCACAGGCUGCAGAAUGUACAGCCACCCAUAUAUCUUGAUGUGUCUCAGAGCUGGCAGACCUGGGGAGGAUUUCCAGCCGAGUCAUGUGACCUGAUCAUAAACAUCAACAUGAUGCACAUCUCUCCUCUGGCCUGCACAACGGGUUUGUUUCAUGGUGUUGGACAGAUACUGAAACCACAAGGAUUACUUCUGACUUAUGGGCCUUAUGCCUUCAAUGGAUCGAUUGUUCCUCAGAGCAAUUUUGACUUUGACCAAAGUUUGAGAUACAGAAAUCCAGAGUGGGGUCUAAGAGAUGCAUCAUUUCUAACAACGCUAGGACAAGAAAAUGGACUACGAUUGGAGGAAAUUGUCGAUAUGCCCGCCAACAACAAGUGCUUACUCUUUCGCAAGGACAGUGUGGUUUGAUAUCAUAUUAAUCCGUAGAGUUACGCACAAUAUUUACAUUUGCGUGGACUCUGCCAGUGUUUUAAUGGUUUAAAGACAACAAUACAGAGGCUUUGCUAAAGUU